ACAGCCAAAAAUUAAGAGUACUAAGAAACAGCAGUAAAAUCUCAUUAUAAAGCAGCUAGUUCUAAUUUGAGUGUAUAACAAAUUGAAUCAUUUAAAAAAAAAAAACCCUGAUACAAUAAGUCCCCAUUUUGGGAGGUUUGUAAGUUGGAUUCCUUCAUAAGGCUGACAAAGUGAAUCUUACACACUUUUGACAUAAAAAUACAGUGUGAAACAUAAGAAAAACAUAAAUAUAUAUAAAUAUAGUAAAGUUCUGGACUGUUCUGAACUGUUCUCUACAGCAGUACACUAACACGCUGUAUGGUAACCACACAGCAGCACAACUGUGACAAUGUCCAGCAGACAUGUGAACCACUUCCCUGAUUUGUUAUCUGGGUGUGGUAGCACAUACCUGUAAUCCCAGCUGCUUGGAAGGCUGAUGCAAGAGGUUUAUGAGUUCAAGGCAACUUAGUAAGACCUCAAAAAAUAAAAAGGAAGUCUGGGGAAUAUCUCAGUGCUUGCCUAUUGAGUGCUUGCCUAGCAUGCACAAGGUCCUGGCUUGAUCCUCAGUACAUAAAAACAAACUUAUUUAGGUGCAAAAUCCUGACUUUCAACUAUGUUUACUUGUAACACUUUGGGUUAUUACUUUUAAUUAAUUCAUUUUAUGCCAUUAUAUUUUUAUACUGUUCAAAUAUUCUUCUGUAUAAAGAAUCCAUAAAUAGGAACAAAGCCACAGCCCUCAUGACAAUAUGAUUUGGAAAACAGAAUUUCUGCAGUGUUAAAGUCAGACUGAGUAUGGAAUACACCUUGAGACUGACACAAUUUAGAGCAGUUUGUUGAUUGUGCAAUUCAAAUACCACCACCCACAGUCAAUUGUUGAAUAAAACAGUUCUAUACUUCACUUACAAAGGUAUUUGCAUCCUCAAGUGAUAGGUAAGACUACAGCCAAUUCUUUAAAAAUCUUUAUUUCUGUUGGGAGUACAGACAGCAUGAAAGCUCAGGGUAAAACAUUUUAGAUGUUUUGAGCAGAAAGGAGAAAUGAACCCAGAGUUUAAUUUUCCAAGUUAGUUUGUGCCUCAUACAAUAGCUCUGUUAUUAAAAAUGAAGUGAUAUGUUCACAACUUUGUGCCAUGUUAUACAGAAAUCACUGCUGCCCUAUGAGUCACAACUCAUAAUUAGCAAUAGCUAAUUCACUUUUAUUUCCAUGGCUUUGUUUUUACCUUCUUGGAUUAGGCAUAGAUAUAACUAGGUUAAGUGCUUACCCACCCUCCCCUCCUGUUUGCUUAGAAAGCUUCCUGUUAACUACAGUGUAGUUAGAGCUUAUUUCCUACUGAGCAAAUAAUUGUUUGUUUGCAUCUCACCAGAUGUGAAAGGUGCUCAUUUAUAAACCCAGAACAAAUUACAUUUUAGAAAACAUUAAUACUAUGUGAGGAUAUAAAAGAGGUCAUUUAUUUGCAUGCUUGAAUAUUCUGUAUUACCAUUUUCACUCUAGAAAAUUGAAACCAAUUUGACUUCUUUUAAAUGGAAAAUCAGGGGAAAGGUGCUUGCGCUAAUUGUAUUGGUCACUUUACCAACUUCCUCGCAAAUUUGGCACCUUCAUAAAAUAUUCCCAUUCCCUGAUGAUUGAUGAUUACCAGAGAGAUGAUUUGUUUUUUAAUGAUCUAUAAACAGGAACCCAGAUGUCAUUUAUUUUAAUAGAAGUAGUUCAUAUGUAACAAUUUAGACCUAAGGUAGAAUUCCAGGACAAUCUGGGAUUUCCUUACACAAGGAAUGUUCUUGUUACACUAAAGAGAGAUGUGAGUGAAAGAAACUUCAGUACACAGUGCAUGGAAAUUUUGAGAGCCUAUAAAAAUUACAUUCUACUAUUAUGCCAGCACAUUCUAAAUUUAGCCAAUGCUUAGGCAAUGCUCCUAAGUGUGUAUAACUUACUUUAAGGCUUUCUUAUGAAAGCCUUAAAUAUGGGUUCCAUAUUACUUUGCUUUUGAAAGCUAUUUAUCACAAAUUUAAAUUUAAGUGACAGGACACUCUUGUGGUUUAUGCUGUACUACUGGUUAAGCAUUCAUACAAUACUGAUAUUUCAAGAAGAAUCAGUUAUAAUUGGAAUUGGCAACUGUGUGGCAGAUCUACCUGUGUCUUAACAUUUUACUUCAUUUCAUAGAAUGAUGUAACUAGUUUGACCACUUUGCCUUUUUUUCAUUGUCUAAAAUGACAGCUUAUUCACUGAGCUCUAAUCAUUGCCAGUAUCAAAAAUCUGGUCAAAUAUACUUAAAACCCUUUAUGGCAGGAACUGUAAAAUGAAAAAAAAAAAGAAUGAGGUCAUCAUGAUCCAUCAGACUGAAAAAUGUCAAUGCUGUAUUUGUUUUUCUUAUUUUAUUCUUGAGACAGGAUCUUCUUAUAUAGUUUGGGCUGCACUUGAACUCUAGAUCCUCCAAUCUCAGUUCCUGAAGUGCUAGAAUUAUGGGUGCGAACUUACAUGCCAGGCUUCAGUGCUGAUUUGUUUAGAGUUGGAAUUUCUUUGGGUGGGGGGGGCGGCGCGGAGAUGAACCCAGGGCCUUCUGCAUCCUCAGCCUUUUUUAUUUUUUUGACACAGGGUUCCAUUAAGUUGCUCAAGCAAGGCCUGAACUUGCAAUCUUCUCAGCCACCCGAAGUGACAGUGGUGGUUUUUUUAAGGAAACUAUAGAACAACACAGAGACAGACCUUGCCUGUUUGCAGUGGGAGGGUUGCUGUUGUUGCUGAGGUCUGUAUGAGCAUACCACCAGACUUAACCUUUUCUCCAAAACUGUCAGCCCAUUCAACCUUAUAUAAUGAUACUGCUUCACCUGAAAGUCACACUAAAGAUAAAACUCUGGCUUUGACUACAUUCUUUUCUUUUAAGUGUUAAAUCUUAACAGUAUUGAAGGAAAAGUGGAAAAACUGUGAAGGAUAACAAGUUUCAUCAUGUCUUUUCUCUGACAGGCUAUCACAGCAACUAGGGAGGAAACAGCACUAGAACAACUAGGGAGGAAAAAUAUUGUUAGCUACAGAAUUUCUGCUGCUAUUGAUGUCCAGGGAACUAUUUGGAGUAAAAGCUAAAGCAGUAUUGACUCAUUUUAAUGCACUGUAAAUAUGUAAUUAUCAUUAAAUACAGCAAAUUCCAGCCUGUUUUGAUGGGCAGCUAGUAUAGAAAAGAUUGAUCCUCAAAUUAUCAUAUUAUUUAUCAUCAUAUUUUUUAACACUAGAAAAUCCUAAAACCCAAAUCAAAAAAUUAAAUUAUAGGUCUGCAAAGUAUCCUAAAUCCCUCCCAUUCUCUUCAGCUCAGCAGCUAUCAGGAUGAUGGCACUAAGUACCUGUUAUGUUCUGUGCUCUGCUCAUUGUGACCUGCUUUAAUGCUGUGAAGUGUUGAUACUGGAACUAGAUUUAGUCCUUAGUAACAGGAAUUUUCACAGAAUUGUCGUACAGCUUCCAAAACUUUUCUGGCAAUGUCAAAUCUAAAGUUGCAGCAAAACACAUUAGAGAAAUCUUUUAAACAUAUGAAGAUAGUUCUGUGUAAAUAUUCAUUCUGAGAUCAUCUGCACCUGUGAGAAAAUUUAUUAUAAUAUCAAAGGCCUUCUGAUCAAAGGUUGGCAAACUAUAGCUCCAAUAGCAAAUCCAGUCUACAGUUGUGUAGUCUACAAAUGGAACCUACAUUUUGAAAGUAUUGUAUAAACAAACAAGAAGAAUGUGAGCUAGAAAUUACAUAUUCUCAGGCUCUGGCUCUGAGAAUUUGCUUCCCCUGCUCUAGACCAUCAGCAAAUACUAUGUGUAAGUAUAGUAGUCACAUUUCUCUGCAAGAUGAUUCUAGUGUGCAUUUGUCAGAAGGAAAAUAUUUCAUAAGGUUUCCCUCAGUUCUUUGUUAGUGUAAUCAUAGGACUGUUUAAUAUUCAUGCUGUAAAACUAUUUUUCACAUCAGUUUUACUGGAUUGGUAACAGCCUACUUCAGAACACCUAAACCUCUAAGAAAACAUUACUGUGAGCAAAGUCCAUGGUUUUGUUUUCAUUAUAAAAAAAUUCUGUUUUAUACUGUGAAAUCUGAAAUGCUAAUUACAUUCCACUUUUGUUUUGGCUAUAUGUAUAUUUUUAUGUCCUUAAACAGCUGUGUGGGAAUUGUCAAGGCUAAAUAUACUACGUUGGUCAUGUACACUUUUCUCCCCUAAAAGAAAAAGGUCCAUGUCUUUUGCAUAAUUAGUUCUGGUUUCUUUGGGGGGCUUUUCUUUUUAGAGCUGACUCAUUCAUACUACUGAAUAAGUUGACUCUUUUAAGAAAAUAGAGGCCAUUUAUCAAUUCCUGUUUAACAUAUUGAUUGGGAAUUUCUAUACUUUUAAUAUUUCUGAGUCACUUAUGACCAACAGGUAAUCUAUUCAAGCUGUGUUUUCUAGUUUCAUAUUUUUGCAGAUGUUUUAUCUACUAGCAAUUAUGUAAUAAACAUAGAUUGUACUGAAACUGUACAAGAAAGUAACCAUUCUCAGGUAAUAUCAAAUCUGCUUAUUCACUUUUUAUAUUUAAUUUGCCUAUGUCAUACUCAUUUUUAUAGAAAAAAGAAUAGUGGGCUGGGGAUUUAGUUCAGUGUAAUAAGCACCUGCCUGGCAAGUGCGAGGUGGUGAGUUUGUUCCCCGGUACCACAAAAAAAAAAAAGUAUAUUUUUAUCUAAUCUACAAUAAUUUAGGCUAUAUUUCAGCAUUCAAUAACUAUUGUAGGGAAAAUAUUAAAUGAUAUUAUCUUGAUUAAAACUUGUAAUAUUUUACCCCUGCUUUAUAUCUAACAUAUCUAUGCAUAUAAAAGGCAGGCUGCUUGUAUGAUGGUACAGUUUGUGCCCUGCACAGAGGCACAAAAUGUAAGGAAGAGUUAAAAUCCGGUGUGUGGCAGACUUGGUGGCACACACCUGUAAUCCCAACACUCAGAAGACUGAGACAGGAGGAUCAUUGCAAGUUCAAGACCAGCCUGGGCUACAAAGUGAGUACAAGGCCUGCCUCAACUGCAUAGCAAGACCCUGUCUCAAAAAGACCAAAAAAAUAAAAUAAAAUAAAAUCUAGUGUGUGCUCGACUUGACAGAAUAAUGCCAAAGUACAUGCCCUGGGAAGGCUGCGGCUCAGAGACAAACCUUUUGCUGAUUUGCUUAGGGGAAGAAUACUGGCUAGCAGUGACCCUUCUCAUGGAGAAGACAUGUAGUAAUUAGUGUGGGUAGUUGCCACUGGACUCCUGAUAUCUCCUUUCUACUCCAAUCCUGGGUAAGCUACAAGGCUAAAAGACUGUAACUUUGCAAUUCAUUAAACCUCUGUGAUCUUUGAAUAUAUAUCAUCCUCAACUCUAGGAGCUCUGGACUAAACACAUGAUCCUUCCAGCUUUAUACCAUAAAGCAGGGCAGAACUGAAAUAGAAAAGUACUGUGUAAGCCAUAUGUAUCUGUGGUUUCCAUCUUUGACAAUUACAUAAAUCAUGUACAAAUUUGAAUUUCCUACAUCUUGCCAUCUAGUUUGCUAAACCACAGCUUUUCAAAUAUUAGCUUUCCUAACUCCUGGUGGAGUGGGUAGUUUCAGUCACUGAUGACCAACCAUAUAAUUGAUCCACCAGUUCAUCCCUCCUUUGUGUGUCAGGGAAGAGAACAGGGCGGAUCUGUCAACAGAUGGAGCCUGACAAAGAGUUGAACCAGGAAUUCUUCCUUGACUAACCAAACCCAGAAGUAAAUUUGCAAAGCAGUUGGCUGUGCUUUGUGUAUAAGAACCUGGGAUUUAGAAGUGCUUUAAAUACACUCUGAACAGUACACACCUUUCUAUAACCCCUUUACACACACACCUACAAAUAGGCACCUGUUGUUUGAUUUAGCCAAUUUAAUGAGCUCACUCUGGGCCUCUUCCUAGCACAGUCUCGGGUGCCCUACUCCACCCUUCCCUUUGGCUGGAUUAAAUCUAUCUACAAAGGUUCUAUUUACGUAAGAGAGAAAGCAAGAUCUGUCUCACUUGGUUGGGUGGCCUCACCAUAGCUGCAGCCAUGUUAGUGCAACUAAAGAUGCUCACAAAAGAGAAACUGCACAACUGCUUCAGAAAGUGGCAAGAAUGGUGAACUGUGUAUGUUCAAAGCAAGGGGGGUAGUAUUUUGAGGGGAAUUAAGGGCAAUGUGUCUUUAGUGUAAUAAAAUUAUUUUAGGUAUUCAUGAUACUUUUCAUCACUCCUUGUAUCUAAUAAAUACCUGUGUCAAUUACAUUUGGGAUGUCAAGGAGGAAAGGAGUAGAGAACUCUAACGAGUGUACACCGGGCCCUGAACUAGGGAAAAAAGAUGAGAAUCUGUGUCAGGAACUGAAGGAUGAGAGGAAUUAGGGUUGGAAAAAAACAUCCAGUUACAGCACAGGAAGCAAGAGGAGAGUGCCUAGGAAUUGAGUCAUAUAUUGUUUUGAAAACCAUGUGAAGAACUUGAAUUUGGGAAGCUCUGGAAAGACUGGAAAGUGAAUUAAAGGAAGCCAGUGUGAAUGUAAAGAAACCAGAUAGGAGAAUAGUAGUCCCAGUGAAAGACAAUGGAUAGUUUCAAAUGAAAACUCAAAUAUAUCAGAGUUACUUGGGAAAAGUAAGCUUGGAACUUACUGAGCUCUUGAUAGAACUUAAAAAUACUAAACAUGGAUCUGGCCCUCAGCUGAGAUAUAGGCUGAAGACAUAAAAUUAAAAAUUGUGGGGGACUGGGGAUUUAGCUCAGCGGCAUAAGCGCCUGCCUUGCAAACAUGCAGUCGUGAGUUUGAUCCCUGGUACCGAUUAAAAGGAAAAAGACAAAAAACAAAAUUAAAAAUUGUGAACAUACCUAAAAAUGGAAGUAGGUACAUGGAAGAAACGAUCUCAGGUGAAGUCCAAGAAGUCAAACCAUUUAAGGAUUAGGUAGAAGAAUUGUGAAGAACCAGGAUACUCAUUCCAAAAAGAAUUAGCCAUCAGUGGAGGAGGAAUCCUAAGUGAUAGCCUGAGUUCCUGUACCUCAGGGUCUGUGGGUUCAGGAGUGAGCUUAUUGUGGCUGUUAACAGAGGUAACUGUGUGAUAUGAGGGACAAGGACAGAAGCCCCGAUACUACAUAGCCCAGAAGAGCAGGCUCUAGGCUACAACCCACUCACAUUAAUCCUAGCAGGGUACUGACUGACACACACAUCUUCUCAUUCUUGGAUGUCUGAAGACCUGGGUUAGUAUCCUGGUCCUCCACUGAAAAGUUAUAGAGUGGUUAUGACCAUGCAAGUAAAUUUGGACUCUACAUCUGUGAAAUACAGGGUUUUCAUAAAUGCUUGAUAUAGGAUAGCAUGAAUCUAAUUAUAAUAGUGUCUAAACAGGAUCCUUCCUGCAAGAAUGCCUAGCCUGGGCCUGCCAGGCAUGUCUCAAAACCUCUGGAUCUGCUUGAGGAGUCAGCCUGUCUUCUGGAUCCCUCUUACUAACCCGUGCAACCUGAAGCAACUUUUCUUCCCUUCCGUUUCCUUUCUUCUGUGCCUACAAAACCUGUUUUGGAUGUGGAGAUAAGAUCUUUCUUAUCCCACAUUUAUUUUUCAGACUAAGGUGCCAGAAAUUGGACCAAGACUUUUUACUCACUAUAAAGGAGACACUUGAAAAGCAGGAUUGCUUUAAUUAUGCCUCUGAACAGUCCAGUACACAACUUUCCAAAACCACUGUUUUCGAGCGCGCACACACACACCAUUUAAGUUCCUCUCUGACCACUCAGAAAUUUCCUAAAGAGGGCACAGCUGUCUCUCCUAGUCUUCAUUACAUUCCAGUGGCCUUAUCUCUACUGAAUUUUCUUAGCACUUCAUUUCAUCCCUGAAUUUCCCAAAGCAUUUCUACUGUGGAGAAAAUAUGUUUUAGGGGGAUUAAAGAUGAUUUAAAAUUCAGUCAGUCAUCCAGGCAGCCUUUGGUAGUGUCUGCUGUGUGCCAGGUUCCAGCCUCUCACAUAUGAGUAGGAUCUAGUUUGAGGAGGAAUGUUAUCCAAUCCCUCCCUGAGUCUGCUCUCUGAAUUGCUCUGGAUUUAAUUGGUGCUCUCAGCCUUCUUCAUCUUCACCCACUAUGAAUAGGUCUUCAGACUUCAUCCUUUAGACACAUUUUACUAUGUGAAAUCUACAGUUGACCCCUACUUUCCCUCCCCUCACCUCCUUACCUCUCAUUCUUCUCACCUGAACCCCCUUAAGUACGGUGAGACUGAGACAUGAACAUUCUCAAUAGAGAAUAGCCAAUAUAUAACUGCUCACUCCCUGCCCAGUCAGACCUUGGCCACAGCUCUCCACUGGCCUACCUCCACCCUAAGUCCUGGCCUCCAGUGGACUUUUUUAUCCUCAGAGAUUGAGACCAUGGUCUUCACACCAAUCUACAUCUCCAGCCCUUUUUUUAAAGAUAGGAGCUUGUUAGGUCUCUGAGUUGCUCAGGCUGGACUCAAACUUUUGGUCCUGCCUUAGUCUUCCAAAAUGCUGGGAUUACAGGCAUGCAUCAGCACAUUCAGCAACAAUGGACUCAAAAAUAGAGAAUUUUCAAAAGAUCAAUUAAAUCUCUGGGUAUGAAAUUCAUGGCACUUCUAAAUUUAUCUUUGCACCUUUACUCCCAGUGGAUAUCCCUCAAACUAUACUAAAACUUGAAUGUUUCCCAGACACAUCAUUUCUUUCUUCUCUGUACUCAGCUCUACAUGCCUUCACACUCUUUACACCUUUUGCCUGAUAGGAAAACUUACCAUCUUCAAAAUCCAUGUGAUAGGGUAAAUGUGGCCAUGAAUCUUUGGAACUAGUCCUCACCCUUGGCAUCUGGGGUGGCCUUGUGAUACUUUGACCAACAAAAUAUAGUAUAUAUAGAUAGAACAAUUGUAGGCCAUGGGACUGGCCCCCUCCACUCCCCUUAGGACCAUUCCUACUCACCAGAAUCUGGGCAAGUGCCCUCAGGCUUACCCACAGGUGGUAGAGACAAGGAAGGGCAACAAGGAUCCUAAACCCACUCAGGAAAAUUCUAACACUUCCAAAACAAGAUGCAUGCAGACUAGACCUCACUGCAUGACCUAGAAUAACCUUAUUUUCUCUGGUGCUCACUGAGUCCCUGUAUAUGGACUACGUUUUAUAUAUAUAUAUAUACACACACACACACACACACUCAGGGACAUCAGUCCCUGUAUAUGGACUGCAUCUUAUAUAUUUACAACUAUAACAGUGAAUUAUGGGAAAAGAUGUGCCAAAAAGACACAGUAAACAUGACUCAGCCCUGUUGAUCGUGCUGUGGAGGUAAAACAGGUGGGAGAUUAAACCUAUACACCCUAUAUUCUCGGCACCCAUGCCAUUUUCCUUUCACUGGCACAUGCCCACUCACUCUGAGCAUAUUUUCAACUUAAACUUUGCUGCUGUACGUUGUCAUUAUGUGCUAUGUCUAGUUCUUUGUGGCACACAAGAACCAGGAACACAUCCCCAGACCCCAUAACCCAAGGUAACAGUAGAAAUGAUGUUAUACAAAUUCUGCAGCCCAGGCCUCACCACCUUGGAAACCUGAGAUCACCAUUCUAUGAAGCAGCCCAGGAUGACAGCAGAGGCUUAGGAUCCCCAACUAUCCCAGCUGGAGCCAGCCCUGACUUACCACUAGUGCCACAUGAGCAAGUCCGGGGGGAUUUAUCACUGGGCUGGGCUGUAAGGGGUUCCCAAAGAGUGAUGAAGAACCUAAACCCAUUCGAUCUGUGGAAUAGGUUGUAAGUUCACUGACUUCCAUCAUGGAGAAACAAUUUUAAGGAUGUGUCAGUAAGAGGCUGAAAGGGAUUAUUACUUUCCCUUUUUGUAGAAGCAGGGAACAGGGUCUCACUAUGUAGUUUAGGCUGGUCUUGAACUCACUGUUUCCCACACUGGCCUCAAGCUUGUUACUGUUACCCAGCCUCCCAAAUGCUGGGGUUACAUGUGUGUGCCACCGUGCCUGGCUUUAGCCAGAAUUUUAGAAGUAGAUACUUGAUAUCGAGUAUGGGCCCUCAAAAGAGGUGUGUCAUAAUCUGGGCCCCAGUAAAUUUAUGGGAGAUUUGGGGGUGAAUCUAUAGAACUAGUGAAUCUAUGGAAAUGGGAUUCAAUUUACUGAUGAAGGGUGAUAACUCUUGGUGGAAGAGAGGUGAUGAUCUGAUCAUAAGGAAAGUAUAGGUGAUAACAGCCAUACCCACCCAGAGGACUAUUCACAGAUGAAAGAACAAGGAGAAUGACCAAAGUCCUUUGUAAAUGAAAGGGAAUUGCCCAGGGGGUGUUAUGUUUUAUACCUAGAAGUCCUUCCCAAAUCCCAUGUGCUCACAGAUGGGGCUUUUGGAAGGUGACUGGUUUCGUGGGAUGUGAUACUCCUUGGUGGACUAACCACCGAUGAAUUUAUAGCUAGAUGUGAUUUGGGAGGUGAAGCCUGGUUGAAGGAGGUGGAUCACUGGGGCAUGGUAGGGUCUAUCUCUUUCCUACUUGCCUGCUAUACUAUGAGCAGUUCUCCACUGCCAUGCCUUGGAGCCAGCUGACUGGACUAGAACCUCUAUGAACUGUAAGCCAAAAUAAACCUUUCCUCUUUUAUGUUUUGGGUGUUGGGUAUUGUGUUCAGCAACAUAAACGUAACAGACAUCAGGCUUAUUGUUUCUUGGGAGAAAAAAGUUUUUAAAUGGCUUGUAUACCUGAAUGUUCAGUUUUAUUUUUAAAAUUAUGGUUUUCCUUGUCUCCUUUUUAGCUAUCUUUAUUUUUUCCUAUCCUUUCUCAGAGACAGCACAAAAAUCUCCCAAAUCACCCACAGAAUCUUGAGAAAUAAUGAAUGGUGAAUGUUUUAAGCCAUUAAAUUGUGGAAUUCCUCAUUCCCAGCAGUGGAUACCUAAUACAGUGCAGUUCUAAUGUGAAGUCCCCGUGGUUCACUCACAUUCCCGUCUCCAAUAUCCCUCUCUCUUUCCUGUCCACAUCAUAUCAUUUUAUAGUCCAAUUUAUCUCUGCAUCCUGACCACUCACAGAAGUAUGAUGAAACUCUUGGCUGCCAAAUUAAGCAUACUUGGAGAUGGGGGUGUAGCUCAAUAUGCAUGAGCAUUUAUCUAGUACAUAAGGCCAUCCCGGGUACUGGAGAUAGAAGAAGCACUCCUAUGUGAAUGUCUUACAUAAAGUUUAUUCAACAAAAGACUUUAAAUCAUGCCUUAUAUUAACAGAACAGGUCCUAAAUUAGGAGUAGUUCUCAAUCUAGCAAGGAAACUCAAUCACUCCUGAGCAAUAUUGAAUGUUUCAAUCCAGUUGUGUCUAUAUUACUUGAAAAAGCACACAUCAGUUAAGUAAGUAGCAGGGUCAGAGUGUCCUAGAAGAAACUACCACAGUACUUAAGUAAGUUGUGUUGGCUAAGGAAACAGGGCUGCCCUCCCUGUCUUUGCCUUACCCCUGAGGAGGAGGAGUAAAAGCAUGGAUUGGCCAAAUGCAAGAAUACUGAACUAGCCACAAUCUGGGAAGUGAAAUCCCAGUGUGUGAACCAAGGAGUUGGUCCCAGUCUGGGGAUGGCUCCUGUCUAUGUCCUCUAUCUCACAUACUCAAGAUGGCUUUUCUGUACCGUAGGUCUAUGAAUCUGAAGACUGUGACCUUCCUGCUGGUGAGCAUGAGUUUCUUAGCACUGUGCCUAUUUCUCCUCCAAGAACCGCGGUCCCAGCAGGAGGAGAAGGGGAAGAACUCCACUGAUGUUCCCAUGGCCAACACGCAGCCCUUGGCGCUGAAAUCCGGAACCCCGUGUGUGGCCAAUGCCUCAGUGAACAGCGUGGCCAACUUUGAGCAACUGCCAGCGAGGAUCCAAGACUUCCUGCUGUACAGACACUGCCGCCAGUUCCCACUGCUCUGGGAUGCCCCGUCCAAGUGCGUGGGCCGCCACGCCGUUUUCCUGCUCCUGGCAGUGAAGUCGUCUCCAGAGAAUUAUGAGCGCCGCGAGCUCAUCCGGCGCACGUGGGGCCAGGAGCGCAGCUAUCGCGGGCAACAGGUGCGUCGCCUCUUCCUGCUGGGCACCCCAGAGCCCCAGGUGGCAGCGCGCGCGCCGCAGCUGGCAGAGCUGGUGGGCCUGGAGGCGCGCGAACACGGCGACGUGCUGCAGUGGGCCUUCGUGGACACCUUCCUCAACCUCACGCUCAAGCACGUUCACCUACUAGACUGGCUGGCAGCACGCUGCCCGCGCGUGCGCUUCCUACUCAGUUGCGACGACGACGUCUUUGUGCACACCACCAACGUGCUCAGCUUUCUGGAGGCGCAGUCACCUGAUGGCCAUCUCUUCACUGGGCAGCUCAUGCGUGGCUCCGUGCCCAUCCGUGACAGCUGGAGCAAGUACUUUGUACCCCCACAGCUCUUCCCUGGGGAGGUCUACCCGGCGUACUGCAGCGGAGGUGGCUUCCUCCUAUCCAGCCAUACAGUUCAGGUUCUGCGCACAGCUGCGAACCACACACCUCUGUUCCCCAUUGACGACGCCUACGUGGGCAUGUGUCUGGAGCAGGCCCACCUGGAGCCCAGCAGCCACGAGGGCAUUCGGGUCUACGGAGUGCAGCUGCCUGGAGCCCAGAAGCCGUCCUUUGACCCCUGCUUGUACCGUGAGCUGCUGGUCGUGCACCGCUUUGCACCCUACGAGAUGUUGCUUAUGUGGAAGGCACUGCACAGCCCCACGCUGAGCUGUAGCCGAGGACACAGGAGCUCGUGAGGCCACAUGGGCUGGGCGGAGAAACAGCUUCAGUGCCCAAGCCACUGCUUGUUAUGUUUGCCUGGCUGAGAAUGUAUCUGCCCUGCACAGAUACAUUUUAUCCAACCGAGCUGCAUGCAUCUGCGCCUCAGUUGUGUGUUGAAAUCACCUUGGGGGAGGACUCUGGAAAACACUACAUCCUAGUCUAUUUUCUUGGUCUCAUCUUCAGCAGGUCUUACUGAUCUGGGGGGCCCCAGUUAUGUAGGCGAGAAUUUGUUCAUUUUGUUUUAAGUUUUUGUUAUUGUUGUUCCUCCAGUAAUUCUAUGUCCAGCUCAAUUUGAGGACCACUGAGUUAGGUAUGUCUACUCAUCCUGGCCAACCCAGCUUCCCAAGCCUUCCAGGUCAUAAUCCACUCACUUUAGGCAAUGGCACAAUCAAUGUUACCUAUCAAGUGAAGUACAGAUAUAACUUGUCAUCUCCACUCUGAACUACAAAUCAAAUCUGUGUCAAAAAAAUCCCAUAAAUCUAUUCUACAGUUAUGUUAUCCAACAUGGGUCUCAGUGACCUAAAGUCAAGGUGUUGUGAGACUGCGUUCCUUCCUGAGUAUACUGUAAGGGAGAAUCCAAUUCUUUGCUUUCUCCAACUUCAAGAGGUCCCCUUCCUCCAUCUUCCAGACCAGCAAUGCUGUAUUUCUCUGUGCCUCGUUUCUGUAGCCAAAUCUCUGUCCUAUUCUUCUAUCUUCUUUUACUCCUCUGACACCCAGUCCUGGGUAUCAAAUCCAGGUCUCAAACAUGCUGGAUGUAGCUCACUACUGAGCUGUAUCUCCAACCCUUUUUAUUGUUUUUUUUUUAAUUUGGAAACACAGUCUUAUUAAGGUAUCCAAACUACCCUCAAAUUUAACAAUCUUCCUUUCCAGUUUUUAGAAACCUUCUUACUACAUCAUCUUUAGGACUCACCUGGAUAAUCCAGGGUUAUCUUUUUUCUUUUUUCAAUAAAACAGGAUUUCUCAAAGUUUCUAAGUUGCCCAGGUUGGGCUAGAUUUUGCAGUUGUCCUGCCUUAACCUCCCAGAGUGUUGGGAUUACAAGCCUGUACUACCACAUCUGGGUAUAUUUUAAAUCCAGCUAAUGAGUAAUCUUUAUCUAUAAGUUUACCUUCCUUUCCCAUGUUACUUAACAUAUUCACAGGCUUAAGCGAUUGCAGUGUAGCCCUCUUUGGAGAGGCUAUUGUUUUGCCUAUUGCUGUGACCAACAAUUUCUUCCCAUUUCCCAGGCAGGCCAGAGGAUUGUUUACAUUUUAGUUAAAGAUCUUAAAGGUCAGAAACUUCACUGCUUGGUUGGAAAGCUGUAGUUAUGGAUCAGCUGUGUGACUCCAGGUUCUGUUCAGUCUUCGGAGCUCGGUUGUUCACAUGUAAAGGCUUAGGGAAGACUGCGUGGGCCACAAUACCCUGGCACCACGUGGUACCACCUGGCCCUCCACUUGCCUCCACUUCUUAGGCGGUAUGUCUCAGCCAACCCAGCCUGGCUCCUGCAGCCCAUGCGCCUUGCAGCCACCAGAGGGCGGCCACGGUAGGGCUGUGUAGUUGCUCUGAGUUCCCAGGGCUAGAAGUUGGUGAACGGGGCAGAGGCCUCGGAGUGAUGGUUUCAGGAUGCUUGGGAUAUUAGGGAGGUGAUGAGCAACAUAAGCUAUGAUUGCCCUCGUUAUACAUUUCUGGGGAGGACUAUCAGACCUUUUCUCCCCACACACACCCCUUGAAUCCUGUGGACAACAAGAAGCAGUCAGCCAGUAAGUGCUCUUUAUGAGGCAAGCAUGACUUUGAUACUCAAACAUCCCAAGAACGCCACAAGCUGUCAAACUGAUGCACCUGUCUCAUGAACAUAGAUGCAAAAAUCCUACAUAAAAACUCUAGCUUGGGAUACAGCUCAGUUGUAGAUUGCUUGCUGGCAUAUAUGAGGUCGUAGGUUCAGUCCCCAGUAACAAAGGAAGCGAUGGCUGAGUAGUAUUUUAAAAAGGGGAGCAGGGGAGGCAGCAGUUAGUAAAAAGGAGACUGUUUUAAGACAGAGAGGGGUUGUUUUGUUUUGUUUAUACUAGAAAUUAAACAAAGAGGAGUUUAUCCCAGAAAAUCCAUGGGUUUAACAUUAAGAAAAUUAUGCAUAGGCUGCAGGUGUAGUUCAUCAGUAUGGGGCUUAGCUACCAGGUCACAUGCCUGAGACCUGGGUCCCAUGCCCAAAACCACAAAAAAGGGAAAACAUCAAUCACAAGACAAAAAAGGGCCCGACAUGGUGGCUGGGCAUGGUGAUACAUCUCAGCAUUGGGGAACCUGGGACAGAAGGAUGGCAAAUUCGGGUCCAAGCUGAGCACUUUAGUGAGACCCUGUCUUAAAAAAAAAAAAAAGAAAAGAAAAAGAAAACUGGAAAUUCCAUCUAUGGUUCAUCAGAUCAAAGGAAAUAUGAACAUCUCAGAUGGAGGCAGUGAGGAAAUUCAACAUCUAUUGGUGAUUUGAAAGACAAACUUAGUAAGAGGUGAAAAUAUUUCCCUUCAGGUUAGGAACAGAAUGAGAUGUGCUCCUCAUCACUUUUAUUCAACAUUAUCCAGCACUGGAGAGCAUAAAAUGAAUGUACUAGCCACUCUUCCAUUGCCAGGUCAAAACACUUUAUCUCCACAAUUUAAAGAGAGUUUAAUUUGGCUCACGGUUUCAGAAGUUCUAGUCCAUGGCGAAGGGCUUCAAUACAGAAACAGUGUGGUGGAAAGACAUGAUGGAACAAAGCUGCUCACUUCAUGGCAGCAGGGAAGAAGGGAACAGGGGAAAAGCACUUGGUACCAGACAUACUUCCCAACGUCACACUUCCAUGAUCCACACAGAUAGACCCAGAAGUGCGCUUUACAACUGCUUAGUCAGCUCUCAAGCCAAUCAAGAUGGCAAUCAAGAUUGUCAUAAUGAGAAUACAAAAAUAUUAUUGGAAAUAAAGACAUAUUUUAAAACCUCAGAAGUUUACAGUCAUAUUAGAUCCAAAUUCUUGCUAUAAAAAUUAAUGUCAACCUUUAUAUCAUAAAAGGAAAUUCUCAGGUGAUGUACUCUGCUUGGACAUACAUACUUAUUUUUUGUUUCAAUUUUUUUUUCUCAGCACUGGAGAUUGAACUCAUACAUGACUUUUGUACACAUCCUCAGCCUUUUAUUCCUCUAGCCUUUUUUGUUUUUUGGGUUUUUUUGUUUGUUUGGUUGGUUGGUUGGUUGGUUUUUGUCUUUUUGAGACAGGGUCUCACUAUGCAGUUCUGGCUGGCCUUGGGUUCUCUUUGUAGCCCAGGCUCUUUCUCCAACUAGCAAUGAUCCUCCUACCUUAGCCUCUCGAGUUCUGGAAUUAUGCCCAGCUGGGGUUUUUUUGUUUGUUUGUUUGUUUGUUUGUUUGUUGUUUUUGAGACAGGAUCCUACUAAGUUGCUGAGUUGCCUUGGCUGGGCUCAAAGUCUCAGUCCUUCUGCUUGGGCUCAAACAAGCCUUUGCCUUCCAGAGUUCUGGGAUUACAAGUAUAUAUGCCACCACACACAGUUCACACAUUUUUAAAAAUCUAAUGCUUUUAUUGUCACAUAAAACAUAAAAAGAAAUACACAUACUAAAGUAAUAUGCAUUUUGAUAUAUAAAUUUAAGGGCACAAGAAACCUCUUACACAUUUCCAAAUCUUCCACAAGGGGACAGUAUACCUCCUUUAAGAACUAUUAAUCUACAUAGAAACCUCACCAGACACACACACACACACACACACACACACACACCUCUCUAUAGAUAAUUGGUUAAAUCAAUUAAGUAUCAAAUGUUCCAGCCGCAAAAAUCAAUGUAAAAAAAUCAACUUUUUUUCAGUACAUGGACUUGAACCCUUUACACUGAGCUAUACCCUAGCCCAUUUUUAAUUUUUUAUCUUGAGACAAGGUGUCACUAAAUUUCCAGGCUAAACUUCCCAGGCUGGGCUUGAACUUUUGAUCUCCCUGUCUCAGCCUCACAGAGUGCUGGAUUACAAGCUUGUGCCAACACAACUGACUCUAAAACAUUUAAACAGUAACCUUUCUCCUGCUCUGGAGACUGAGAUAGGAGAAUCGCUUAAGUCUAGAAUAGGAGUCCCAGGCCAGGCUGGGAAAUGUAACAAGACCCCCAUCUAUUUUUCAUUAGUAACAUGUUUACAGCGCACAAAGACUACGUUCAUUACAGGGAGUUGGCACAGGUAUGUAAUACAUCUUAAUUCAUAUUUAUUCCCCUAUGGCUCUAUUUUCUUCCUGCUCCUUUCAACUCUUGGUCCCCUUCCCAUUUACAAAAGUUCUUUUCAAUUUUCUUUAAUUCUUUUUUCCAUCCUCUUUCUCUGGCCUCCCUCCCCCUUCAUAUCUUGGCCCUCAACCAUUUGAAAAAGAUCUAUUAGUAGUUAUUUUCUCUCCCCACAUCCCUCAUGAGAUUAUGUUGGAUUCUGUCAAAGGCCUUUUCUGUGUCUACUGAGAUGAUCAUGUUAUUUUUGUCCUUGUUUCUGUUUAUGAUGUCAGUAGUAGGAGUCUUUUGGUAGAGAUUUGUGAGUGUUCUAUGUGGACAGUCAUUGAUCAGCAAAUAAUGAUAAUUUAACUUCUUCCUUCACUGCCAAGAUCCCUUUUAUUUCUUUAUCUUGUUAUAUUUCUCUAGCUAAUGUUCCAAGAACUAUAUUAAACAAAGUGACAAUAGUGGACAUUCUUGUCUUGUUCCUGAUUUUAGAGGGAAAGCUUUCAGCUUCUCUCCAUUUCGUAUGAUGUUGGCAGUUGUCAACAGAAAUGGCUUUUAUCAAGUUAAGAUAAAGACCUUCUGUUGCCAUUUUGUUCAAUGUUUUAUCAUGAAUGAUGACCAGCCACAGUGUAGUCUUCUAAGGGUGACACUGUCUUUUCACGUCAGUUGCAUCUGCUAGCCAUACUUAUAGUUGUAUUUUUUUCAUCUCAUGGAUUUCUGUUUGGAACAUUUUAUGUACUUCUGUUGGCUGAGUGUUCGUCUUUUGUGUUUAUUUCUUUAGCUCUACUAGGUUUUUAUUACUGGGGACCCCCACUUACUGAAGAUCCUCACAAAAGUUUCAGUCUCCCACUCAGUAAUGUGGUAAACAGCUGAAAAUGAAAACAAGAGAAAAUUGUGAAACAAAGGGCCUUUUUCCACAGCAGUUCUCAGCUUUUAUUGAAUAUACCAGGAACAGAGACAUGAGCUGAAUAUGGGCAGAUGGUCAUGGUUGAAUGCAUGGGAACAGUCACUUCUGGGACCAGCUAGUGCAAGAGGAACAAGGCAUUCCGGCAUCAACCACAAAACUACCAAACUUCCAUAGCAGCUUAAUGGAUAACUUACUAUGUUGCUAUAAGUAUCUUUUUACUGCUGAGAAAAAGACUUUGUUCUGAGUCUUAAUGCUUCCGUGCUGUCAUGAUUGCAUAUCUCAGUCGGGUCCACUUAUCGAUCUAUUAUGUGGACAUCAGUGGGAAGAGAUGCUGGCCUGCUUAUUAUCACUUUGCCUCCAUGGAACACAUCAGUACCUCACCUGGACUCCAGUUGCAUUCUCUAGACCAUUUAAAAAGAAACUUACCUGUGCACAGCUAGCAUUGCCUAUACUUCUAUACUUACCAUUUCAGGAUUUAUUAAGAAAAAAGAAAAAGGCUGUAGCAGGGGACUGCAGGCAUGGGUCUUCAACAGAGUGGUUUUCCACAAUUCCCCCUUUCCUUUUUAGACCUUGGAGUAGCUGAAGAAGACAGGUUGCAUGACAUCUCAACGUCACUUGGCAGCAAGUCCUCCAUGACAUGCUGUGAUCAUUAAAAAUAAUAAAAAGGAGAAUAAGAAAUCCUAUUCCAAUAUAAAACUAAAAAUGAGCCUUUGGAUAACUAAGGAUAUUAAAUUGUUCCAUAGCUACAACAAAUUUAUCCCAGUCCUUCAAUUGAAAAUCAAAAUUAGCAGCUUGUUGGGUAAGACCUCUCUCUGCAAAUUAGCUAUAUCCAUUGUAACGUUUUGCUGCAUAGCUCCUUCUGUAUUUUUUGUGUGUUUUCCCAAGGGUAUUGAAAUUUGCUGUGAGGUAAUAGAGUAAUAUAAAACUCGGAUACUAUAGAGUCAUUUAAAUCCUUGUUGCAAUUGCAAGCUUUCAAUUUAAUCCCCUUCCAUAAAACAAGUAGUUUCUAAUAUGCUUACUAGGGUUUGUAAUUUGAUAUCAAUUUCUUCCCGAAUUUGCCAACUGUUACCAGCAGUAUUAGUCCCAUUAGCUACAAAAUGGACUGUCUAUAUAGAAUGGACGAGCACCACUGAUCUUGUCACUGCCUUGGCAAUCAAGAGGACCAGAAAUACUGUUUCUGCUAUCAAAAAGACUAAUUCUUUUCAUCUUUUGAGUAACUCAUUUUAUGUGUUUGUAUAAGAAAAGAAGUAGAAGAAAGACAUCAGGGUUCAAUUAAAUUUACAGGGAGCUAUACUCUGAGCAUAUGCCCCAUAGUAAGAAUGAUUAGGUCAUCAAAAGGCUGCCGGUAUUAUCUCACAAAAUUGGAGAAAAAAAUCCUAAAAUUCAUCUGGAAUCAAAAAGACCUAAAAUAGCAAAGGCAAUCCUGGGCAACAAAGAUAAGAUGGGGGCAUCACAAUCCCUGACUUGAAAUUAUACUAUAAAGCUACUGUGAUAGCCAGGCAUGGUGGCACAUGCCUAUAAUCCCAGCAACUCGGCAGCUGAAGCAGGAGAAUCAUUGUGAGUUUGAGACCAGUCUGAGUUACAAAUUGAGCUCAAGCCCAGCCUGAACUGCAUAGUAAGAUCCUGUGUUUAAAAAAAACCAAAAUAAAUAAAGCUACCAUGAUUAAAACAGGAUGGAACUGGGGAGGGGGGGGAACCUAGACCCGAAGAUCAGUGGAACAGAUUAGAAGACGCAGAAACAACUUCAGACAUGCUAAACCAUCUUAUCUUUGACAAAAGUGCCAAACACAUUCACUGGAAGAAAGCCUCUUUAAUAAAUGGUACUGGAAAAACUGGUUCUACACAUGCCAAAGGUUAAAAUUGGAUCCAUAUCUUUCACCAUGUGCUAAGCUAGAAUUGGAAUGGAUCAAAGAUCUUAAUAUUAAAACAGACACAUUACAUCUGGUAGAAGAUUAAGUAAAACUCUCAAAGACAUAAGUGCAAGCAAACAUUUUAUGAACAAAGCCAAGAUUGCACAGACACUAUCACAAAGAACCAACAACUGGGACCUCAUUCUAUUGAAAAGCUUUUGCACAGCAAGAGAAACCACCAACAAAAUAAAGAGACAACACACAAAUGUGGGAGAAAAUGCUUGCCAGCUGUACCUCAGAUAAAGAAUUACUAUUGAGAAUUACUAUCAGAUAAAGAACUCAAAAAAUCAGUCCCCAUAUUUAAAGAUCCAAUCCACAAAAGUGAUCAAUCAACAAAGAACAAACCAAAUUUAUCUAGUUGAUGAUCAUUAAAAGGCUUUCUACAAAUUUCCGAAGGACCCAAAUUCCCUUCAUAAAAAUGUGGCGCAUAGGUGUCAGGUUUACAAGGGGGUAAAUCAGGUUGAAAGGAAGAUGUAUCAGUUCCGCUAAGUAGGGUAGAAAUAAGAGUGAGGAUUGUAAAUGUAUUUCCCAGAAUUUGGACCUUCCAAGUCUGUUCCAUAGCAACCAUACAGAGAUUAGGGAUAUCCUUUAUCUUGGUUACACACAGAGGAGGAUGAACAAAAUGAGAAGUCAGAUUUGUCAUCUUUUGAUGACAAUAUUGUACGUUGAGAGUAUUAAGGGUCAAUGCUCUCAACUUGAAAGAUUUCAGGGAGUCUAUCCAUCCAAGAAACUGGUCUAAAUAAAGGUACAUUGGGUAUAUAAACUCAAUAUUCUGCUCCCUGGAGUGGAGAAAUAUACUAUGGCAGGCAAAAUGACAAGCAAAGCAAUAAAGAUGUGAUCGGGGGUACAAAUCAAACCCUGAUGGUCCACCAGAUGGCACGCUUCAUGCAUGGUCUUAUCCAAAUCUCUCCAGGAGAGCAUGUGUAAGCUCUACUGCUCCACCAGAGGAUGUCAUCCUGACAGAUCUGGACAAGGGAGAUCUCAGCAUGGGACGGUGUGCAGGAGGAGGCAUCUCUGGUGCAGUGUUGAGGCUCCUUUGAGCCAGACAAUGUUGAAUUGGGGCCCGCAGUACUGUAGAGUUCCAGGAUCAAGAAAUUCUCAUUCUUCAUGGUUACCAAUGUACAUCUUCUAAAAAGCUCAUAAGUGGGGCUGUGUUAUGCUUUUCCUGGAGCCUUUUUUAAAACUCUCCAUUGUCACAUGCACCUGAAUGGCACCCAAAAUAUCUCUCCAUUGUCUGUAGAAAUAUAAGUGUACGCUUAUCCUCACCUUACUAAGGAUGCAGGAACAUUCCAGGCACCCAUCUGAGGGUUACAUCAGGCUAUGGGAGCACACAUUGUUGUGACUGAGGGAGAUGGAUCUAUCCAACAAAGAGUAGAUGGAUCUAUCCAACCCAGGGAGAGUUAGAUUCCAGAGCAAGAUUUUUAAAAAUUAAAACAUAAGUUGCCAAAUCUAACCAUAUCUGUGGCGAGAAUAAUAUUCUCCUUUUCUUUUGUUUUGUUAAUUGUUGUUUUAAUUUUAAAGAAGUUCUUUCUAUAAUAGCCUGUCCUUGAGGAUUAUAGGGAGUGCCUAUUAUGUUUUAUGUGCCAUUUAGUAAAACACAUAAGUAUAAGUAUUUAUUAGGAUUAAUCUGAAACACCUAACAGACAUGACUACAUUUCUCUUGUAAUUGUAACUCUUGGUUUGCCACCUCUCUAAAUGUCUUAGAGAACUUGAAUUUACAUCAUCUUGAAGGAUAUUAUAAAGAUUUUAUAAUUCAUAAGUUAAUAUCUCCAAGUAAUUUUUGAAAAUCAUUAAGAGUAUUCAGUUUAUUAGUCCUGAUUUUUAACUUAUGCGGACACAUUGCCCCCAUUGCCACAAGGGUUCCCAAUAUGUAUAAGGAGCAGUCAAAUGAAUUUUCUCAGAGGUAAUAUGUAAGCUAACUGAUAUAAGAUCUGUUUUCAUUUUGAUAAAUACUUGAAACAAAAGUUAUUUAGAGGGAGUAGCAAGCAAAUGUUGUCCGU
Molecule: messenger RNA, 21643 nt
Organism: Cavia porcellus (domestic guinea pig)
Lineage: Eukaryota; Metazoa; Chordata; Mammalia; Rodentia; Caviidae
Gene: B3gnt6
Product: UDP-GlcNAc:betaGal beta-1,3-N-acetylglucosaminyltransferase 6
Exons: 2
Coding region: 11481-12617 (378 amino acids)
Cellular component (GO): Golgi membrane
Molecular function (GO): hexosyltransferase activity; UDP-glycosyltransferase activity
Source: RefSeq, a predicted model, not a curated record